UGGUGUUUGCUGAAUCAGAAGAGACCAAGAGUCAAAUGUGUAACUUUGUGCUUUAAGUCAAAGUAAAUGUAAUGUGUGUUGUAUUUGUCCAGUAGAAAGAAGAACACAAGUAUAUGUAUGUUGGAGAGGAAGCAGUUGUGAAGAAAGAUAACAAACGAAGUAAUAAGUGUCAGGAAUGCUGGAUGUCAGACAAUCUCAGGUUGGAGAGCAAAUGUGCAAACAUGGCCCUGAAGGUUUCUGUUGCUUACAAAGGCUGUAAGGCAACUGACUGUGGUCAUCUACAGAGCAGUGAGAUCAUCAUGAGGGGAACAGGAAGUACAAAGAAGAACUUCUUCCCUGAUGUGAAGACCAUCCCAGCUCCACAAAAAAGCCCUACAGAGGCAAUGGCCAACCCAAAUAUUUCUCCUUUUCAUUUCGUUAAUUCGCAAAGAGGAGGAAGCAGCAUCUAUUUCCCAGAAAUUUCUGGAGUGCCCCAGAGGAAGCAAUAUAAACCUCAAGUCUCUCAAAACCUGAGAAAAACUGGCACGGGCACAACAUUAGCAGCACUGCUGAAGGCCACGGAUGGAAAAAAUGGUGGAAAGUCAACAGGCAGACUCCUGGAUGAAGGUCAGCGAUGCAGCAAAUCUCGGUUCCCUUCUCUGGUUGUAGAGCCACACACCAAGAGCAGUGCUGUGAGUGUGAAGGCUGAUCACACUCCACCAGCUCCAUCCAUCUCAAGGCUACCCGCCCUCCACCCAAAGCUGGCUGCUCUCAAACAGAAAAGCCCCAAGCCUGCUGUGACCCUGCAUGUCCCCCACAAACAUGUCAGGGAAGUCCCAGGAAAGGUGCAGGACAAGCACAGUGAGGUGAACUCCACAUUUUACACCAGGCCAGAAGUGGGUGAGGUCCUCUACCAGGACCUGGAGAGGCUAACGUCAGCCCGUCAGUGUGCCUCCAAGGUCGAAGCUUCCCAGCACCAGCAUGACCUGAGCUGCCACAAACCGCUGCUCAUCAGGAGGGCGACCUUGCAUAAGGUAGAGAGCGGAGCUGGGCGCGCAGCUCCGCCUGCCCCCUCCCUGGUGCCACGUCGCAACCGUGUGCCCCGGCCGUGCAAGAAUGAGCAAAAAACCAAGAGGCAGGACAAGGAGAAGGAACUGUGGGCUUGA
Messenger RNA from Electrophorus electricus (electric eel), 1145 nucleotides. The record is from RefSeq and is a predicted model, not a curated record. Lineage: Eukaryota; Metazoa; Chordata; Actinopteri; Gymnotiformes; Gymnotidae.